Molecule: messenger RNA, 4997 nt
Organism: Corythoichthys intestinalis (scribbled pipefish)
Lineage: Eukaryota; Metazoa; Chordata; Actinopteri; Syngnathiformes; Syngnathidae
Product: gastrula zinc finger protein XlCGF57.1-like
Exons: 3
Coding region: 166-1917 (583 amino acids)
Biological process (GO): regulation of gene expression
Cellular component (GO): nucleus
Source: RefSeq, a predicted model, not a curated record
AGGCAACAUUCUGUGAUCCCUCGCCAGACUUGUUUACAGUUCUUCGUGUAACCUCCUUCCAACCAAACGCGCCCCUUAAAAGCAUUCUUAUCGGACGUCACUGUGGAAUAGCUUCACCUUUAGAAGCACGAACGCCUCCACGUUAAAUAAGAGGAGGAGUUGGAGAUGCCGUACAUCAAACAGGAGGCGGAGCCAGGGACCCCCAGCAUUAAAGAAGAACAGGAUGAUGAAAUCCCCACUUUACCAAUGACUAUCAGUAUGAAGAGUGAAGAAGAUUCAAGUCCAAGCGAAGGGCGCGGAGCAGCAAAACCUUCGAGCGACAACUCAUUUCAACACCCGACAACAAAAGACGUCAUUGUAGAAACUCUUCACCUUGAAAAGCACGAUCCCCUCCACGUCAAACAGGAGGAGGAGUCAGAGGUGCAGUACACCCAACAGGAGGCGGAGCCAGAGACACCCAGCAUUAAAGAAGAAGAACACGAAGAUGAAAUUCCCACAUUUCCAAUGUUUGUCAGUAUGAAGAGUGAAAAAGAUCCAAACGAAGAAAGUGGAGCAGCAAAACCUUCGUGCGACAGCUCAUUUCAACACCUGACAACAAAAGGUGAGGGACGAUUGCAACCGGACGGCCUCUUAGCGCCUCUCUCAGACAACGACAGUGUAACAUCCCACUCUUCUGACACUGACACUAAUGAGGAAGAUGUUGACUUUGACCAAAAAUCUUCGAAAUCCUUAAGCAAGUCCUCCUUGAAAAGAGACCCACAAGAAUACGUUGGUGGGAAACCUUUUGCCUGCUCAGUUUGUGAGAAAAGAUUCACGAAGAAGGCAGACUUAAAGAGACACACAAGAAUACACACCGGGGAGAAACCUUUUGCCUGCACAUGCUGUGGCAAAAGAUUCACGGUGAAAGGAAAUUUAAACACACACACAAGUACCCACACAGGAGAGAAGCCUUUUGCCUGCUCACUUUGCGAUAAAAGAUUUCGUCUGAAGCAGCAGUUAACAAUACACUGCAGUAAACACAAGACUUUUCCCUGCUCAGUUUGCUGUAAAAUGUUCACCACCAAUGUAGAAUUAAACAAUGACGCAAAACACACCGCAGAAAAACCUUUUGCCUGUGCGGUUUGCGAUGAAAGACACACGUGUACACACACUCUAGAAAAGCCUUUUGCCUGCUCUGUUUGCGAGAAAAGUUUCACUAAGAAGGCAAUUUUAAAUAAACACAUAAGAACACAUACCCGGAAGAAACCUUUGGCUUGCUCACUUUGCGAUAUCAGAUUUUCUGAUAAAGAAACUUUCAAGAAACACAAAAGGAUUCACACUGGAAAGAAGCCUUUUGCCUGCUCACUUUGCAAUGAAAGAUUUUCUUGGAGCGGACAGUUAAUAAGACACACAAGAAGAAAACACACUGGAGAAAAACCUUUUUUCUGCUCAGUAUGUAGUAAAAGAUUCACCACGCAGGGAGAAUUAAACAGUCACGCGAGAACACACACUGGAGAGAAGCCUUUUCCAUGUUCCCUUUGCGAUAAAAGAUUUUCUCGAAAGAAUGUUUUAAAAGUACACAUGCGUACACACACUGGGGAAAAGCCUUUUGCCUGCACAUUUUGUGGUAAAAGAUUCAUCAACAAGGGGAAUUUAAACAAACACACAAGAACACACACCGGGGAAAAACCUUUUGCUUGCGCGGUAUGUGGUAAAAGAUUCACCACGCAGGGAGAAUUAAACAUUCACGCGAGAACACACACUGGAGAGAAGCCUUUUCCUUGCUCACUUUGCAAUAGAAGAUUUUCUCGGGAGGAUGUUUUGAAAGUACACAUGCGUAAACACACUGGUGAAAAGCCUUUUGCCUGCACUUUUUGUGGUAAAACAUUCAUCAACAAGGGAAAUUUAAACAAACACACAAGAACACACACCAGGUAGAAACCUUUUGCUUGCGCGGUUUGAGCUGAAAGAUUUUCUACGAGUAAACAGUUAAAACAACACACAACAAGCCAUAUGGGGGUAAAUCCUUUCAAUUGCAGUGCGUGACAAAAUAUUCUGCCACGCCAUUUAAGUGGAAAAAGCAUUUCAAUUUCCCUUUAGCCUCUUUUGAAAAAGUUACUAUCCAAUAUUAUGGAUUUUUUGGGUACUUUAAUGAAUUGAGCUAGAUAUGUUUUUGUUGACAUAAAAAAGCCAUUGAUAAUAAUAAUAUUAGCAAUAGUAAAGGUUUCAUCUAUACACAUAUGUAUCCCCAUUUAUUUUGAUUUUAUUAAUUGUAUCUUAACAUUGACAAAUAUUGCCAGGUGAUUAAUCAAAGGUCAAUCAAACUCACGGUUUCAAACAAAGCUAAAAGCCAAGGCAAAGCAAAUUUAUUUGUAUAGCGCAAUUAAACACUUUACAUCACAUGAAGAUCCACGAGCAGAGAUAAAAUGAUUUGUAAAAAUCACAGCAAAUCAAAAGAAAGUUAAAACAAAGACAAUUGAAACAGGAAAUAAAACUAUAUGUAAAAAAUCACAUUAAAUCAUUAAUAGAAUUAAAGAAUAAUCAUACUUGAAAUCAGAAAUGGAAAUAAAGCAGCAAAUGACUAAAAAGCAAAUUGUUUGAUAUUUGAAACAUAAAGACCGUUAUGAGUAUGCUGCGAUUAACAAAAGCGUUUUUAGCCCCGAUUUAAAGAGCAUAUGACACAAGAAAAAAAGUCUUAAAUGGCAUUAUUAUGUGAAUUAGAAUCAUAUUUUGAGACGAUUCGACUAUAUACAACAAUUUAGCAAAGCACAGAUGACGAGAAAUUAGUCUUUUAAUCUGCCAGUUAGCCACGCCUACCAUUAUAGGGCUUUAGCGUCCCCAACAGGUGGAUGACGUCAGCGGUAGACUGGGCUCAUCGGUUUUACUAUUCAUCCCAUUGAGGGGGAAUUAUUCAGAACGAGGAAAACGCGACGAAGAGAGCCGCAAAAUGUAAUUGUUUCAGUCUCUCUAUUCCAAUAUUUUUACAGGAUAUUCUUUUUAUCCAAGUGUUUUCCCCAAUAGCUAUAUAAAUGGAUUAUGAAGGACCAGUCAGCCCGUCGAGGGGGAACUAUUCACAACGAGGAAAACGCGACGAAGAGAGCGGCAAAAUGUCAUUGUUUCUGUCUCUUUACUUCAAUAUUUUUACAGGAUAUUCUUUUUAUUCAAGUAUUUUCCCCAAUUGCUAAAUAAAUGGCAUGGUCAUGACAAAUAACAGUCUUGUGCUGGGUGGAAUAUGAAAUAAUAAAAAUGCAUUUAUUCAGGACGACAUGGCAAAAUUACUCCAUAAUGGUCAAAACUGUCGACUUCACCUUUACUGUCGCACCUCCCGAACAAUAUUUUAUGACACCUAAAUCGGACAUAUGUCAUUUCCCUUCCCCGGCUUCGGAGAAUGUAAACAAACCAGAAGGCGUGACAGCUAGCCGACAUGCUAACCCGAACCGAGUGAUGUUUCAAAGUCUUCAAAGCGGAAAAUCACACAUAACUAUCCUGGAUUAUUUGACAUGACGACCCGGUUGUCGAUUGUCUUCGCGGAUCGGCAAACCGCCCGGCGGAGAGCAAUUUACAGUUCGUUCCCCGGAGGAGGGUGGCUGGAGUUGUUGUGCAGCUAACGUGCUGCUGCUAAUGAGCAUUAGGAGAGCUUUUUACAUGCCUAUCAAUGAUCAAACGUAAGUAGUCCUUCAUUAAAGGAAGUUUGUAGUGUUUACUUUGUAAUCGCUGUAUUCGUAUUUGACAUAAUACAAAACAAGAUGUUUACUCAUUUACUCGUAAGUCCAAUGGUCCCACAGUAAAUAUCCACGUGAAUGGGAACCUUUUGAAACUCCAAAAAGGCGCAUACGCCUCUCCCUCAUGCAGAAUGAUUUUUCUGCAGCCGUUGGGCUGGCGUGAUGCGAAAAAUAAACGUAUUAAUCCGCAAAAUUAGCUGAAUCCUUCGUCCUCAUACACAACACUACACUGUAGCGUGAAGAGGACGUCUUCUACCGUACACGUCACAGCGCCCUCCUCCUCAAUGCAAGACCGAAGCCGGAAGUCACUCAUUUUUAUGGCGCGGGAUUCAAAAAACUAAAUAAAAAUAGCGAUCGCUUCCACACACAUCCAAGCGGCCCAUAUCAUUCAGGGGCAUAAAAUACCACGUGUAUUAUGAAAUAAACAUGCUUUUUCCUGUCACAGGCACUUUAAAGGAGCUAACAUUUUGAGCACACUUCAGACCUUCGAGGAACUUGUUCCAGAGGUGAGGAGCAUAAUAACUAAAAUGCUGCCUCACCCUGCUUGGUUCUUGUUCUUGGAACAUACAGGAGACCGGUUCCAGAUGACCUUAGGGGUUUAGAUGCUUCAUAGGGAUCCAACAAAUCAAGCAUGUAUUUUGGCCAUUAAGUGUUUUGUAGACGAGCAGCAGUAUUUUAUAGUCUAUUCUUUGACUCACUGGAGGCCAGUGUAACAAUUUCAAAACCGGUGUAAUGUGGUCCGGUUUCCUUGUAUUUGUAAGGACUCUGGCAGCAGCAUUCUGUACUAGCUGCAGCUUCCUGACUCAUUUUUUUUAUUAAGACCUGUAAAUAUACCGUCGCAAUUGUCCAAUCUACUGAAAAAAAUUAUUACAUAAUGACAAACUAAAUAAAAUAUAUUGGAGUUAAUGAAACAGAACAAUAAAUGAAGAAAUAAUUCGCACGGAUCAUGGAAUUUGAGCGUUAUUUAGAGCCCUGCGUUGCAAGAGGCACGAGGAGCAUUAUGUUGUGCAGCAAAAGUGUUGGCAGCAGGUGGUAACAGAGGCUUUCCGUCUCACCCAAGGGAAUUGAGAGAUUACAUUGAGCAGUGAUGGCCAAAUGACACUUCUUUAAGCAAUGAAGCUUAGCAGCUGAUUGAUUCAUAGCUUCAUGGUGGUUCAUUUGCUGAAAACAACAGUAUGUACAAAAUACCAAAUUUUAUCUGCAUUGUUUCAGUUGAUGUCUUUAUUGUGCAUUGUAAUACUUUACAAUCUGCUUGAUUAUAGAAUUACUGGACCUUUUCAUUGUUACUAUUAAACG